AUGGAUGUUGAUUUGUUUUGGGAUAAUUCGAUCAAUAAUUCAGACUUUCAGUUGGAAACUUACAAACACACACAUGAUGAGGUUUGUACUUUAUUGUUGUUUUCGAAAAAAAAAUGUAAUUUGAUCCUGGUAAAUUGAAACUUGAUUAAACUAGAAUAUUUUUGAAAUAAGUGUAGUUUGAAUUUCUAAAAUUUUUUAUUCUAGAACAAUUUCGCAACAAUUGUUGGAUUGGUUGUGGUAUUUUCAGCAUGUUUCGGUAUCUUCGCUAAUAUAAUAGUUAUCUUACUAUCCUUCAGCCAUGUCAAAGGAGAUUUCAGGUAUCUUUAUAUUUUAGAUUUAAUUUUUUUCAAUAAAUGAAACUGUUUUUUCAGAUUGUUUGUAGCCAAUCUGGCGUUUGUCGACAUUGUUUGCGGUUUCGUUUUUAUGUUCAUGGGAUACAUCAAUGUUGAUCGAGAUCAUCAUUUUCCCAGUGUGUAAGUUCAAAAAGCGCAGAGUUCAUUCUUAGCCUAUAAAUUUAUUAAUGAGGUCUGUGUGAUUAUUGCACAAAAGAGUUCAUCAGGAUCAGAGAAGAAGGUUUUUUCAACUUGAAAAUCAAAAAGAAACUUGCAGAUUUCUCUAUUACAUGACUUUGGCGUUUUAUGGAUCUUUCGGAACUAUGAUUUGUGCAUUGGUUCCAAUAUCUUUAUCUCGAGUGAUGGCUCUUUCAAAAACAUCGUUAUAUUCUACCGUAUGUCUCUCUUUUCAGAUUUGCACUUUUUCUCAUUAAUUCUUCUCUUUUCAGUGUUUUGCUGGUCGACGCUCGUUGUUCUUUUGUCUAGUUCUCGAUUUUCUUCCAGUUGCUCUUUUAUAUGUAAGUACUUGUACAUAUUCCACCCAACCAUCAUCAACAUCAUCAUCCCAUAAUAUUGAAUUCAACAAAAACAAUCGUCUCGAAUUUCAGAUCAGACACUUUAUUUAUAGCAAGUUUAGCUGCGGAAAAUAAAAGAACAUGAGAUUUUCUAAUUGAAAAAAGUCUGAUGAUUGACAGAGAAAAAAACGCGAGAUGUUUGUUUGAACACUUGUAAUGAUGAGAUCAGAGUUCAAUCAAAGUGUCCGAUUUUUGUCUUGAAAAACAUGUUGAGAUCAGAAAAAUCAGGGAACUUUCAAAAAAAAAAACAACUUUUUCAGGUAAUAUGCGUGGUUGAGCACGAUGUUGCGAAACCCUUAUUCUACAUGUUCACAAUAAUCACAGCCCUCGCUUAUUUUGUCGCUUUCGCCACAAAUUAUAUGGUUUUUCGAGUUGUUGGUAAGUAAUAUUUUCAUUUUUGAAAUUUUCUUUGAAAAAACAAUACUUAAGUAUUUUUCAGCCAAACAUAUCCGAGUUGUUCAAAAUUUACGAGAUCAGGCGAGACUUUUGGAAACAAGACAAGUUGCGAUCGCAACAUUGGCACAAGCAUUCAUCCCAUUAGUUUGCCAGGUAUCAAAUGAAUUCUUUGAACUAUACAACUCAAGUGUUUACAGGUUCCCGCAUUUUUGUCAUUGAGCUCGGUAUUAUUGUUAUCUGAGCCAAUGUCGAAUGAAUAUAUUUUUAUGAUGACUCAAGUAUGGCUUGCUUUGAGUCCCUUGAUCGACGCAGUUAUCACAAUUCUUGUUAUAAAACAAUACAGGUAUCAAAAUUUCUACUGAUGUUUUGAAUCAGAAUAUUUUUCAUUUUUUAGAAAGGAAUGUUUGACUUGCGCAUCAAUGGUUGGCAAGAAAAUGUGGCGAAAAGGCACAAGAAGCACAAUGUUUUAUACUGAUGAAAAAGAAGCACUUGAAACGCAACUUUGA
Molecule: messenger RNA, 1809 nt
Organism: Caenorhabditis angaria
Lineage: Eukaryota; Metazoa; Nematoda; Chromadorea; Rhabditida; Rhabditidae
Source: the annotation of a GenBank genome assembly